AUGGCGGCCACGACAGAUACCAACACGUACAAGUUUAAUCACUCGAUGAUUCGAGUCAAGGACCCCAAGAAGUCCGUCGAGUUCUACGAGUUCUUGGGCAUGAGCCUCGUCCACAAGCUUAGCUUCCCCGACUCCAAGUUCGACCUCUACUUCCUCGGCUACGACUCGCCCCAGGCCCUCUCCCACGGCAACAAGACGUUUGACCGCGAGGGCCUUAUCGAGCUCACGCACAACUACGGCACCGAAAACGACGACUCGUACAAGAUCAACAACGGCAAUGCCGAGCCUAACCGCGGCUUCGGCCACACGUGCAUCAGCGUCGACAACAUCCAGGCCGCGUGCAAGCGCAUCGAGGAUGCCGGCUACAAGUUCCAGAAGAAGCUCACAGACGGAAAGAUGAGGCACAUUGCCUUUGCGCUCGAUCCUGAUGGCUACUGGGUUGAGAUUAUCGGACAGAAGCCGGUCGAAACGACCGAGAACGUCACCACCACUGACGUGGGCACUUACCGCAUGAACCAUACCAUGAUCCGAGUCAAGGACGCCGAGAAGUCCCUCAAGUUCUACCAGGAUGUCAUCGGCAUGACGCUUAUCCGCACUCACGAAUCCCCCAAUGGAGGCUUCAACCUCUAUUUCCUAGGGUACCCCGGAAAGGAGGGUAUCCCCGCUGAUAAGACUACCAGCGGUAUGGAGGGGCUCCUCGAGUUGACGUGGAAUUACGGCACCGAAAAGGACGAGAGCUUUAGCUACCAUGACGGCAACAAAGAGCCUCAGGGCUUUGGCCACAUCUGCAUUUCGGUCGAUAACAUCGAGGCAGCGUGCCAGCGUUUUGAGGACUUGAACUGCAACUGGAAGAAGCGAUUAACAGAUGGUAGGAUGAAGAACGUCGCCUUCCUUCUUGAUCCGGAUGGCUACUGGGUCGAGGUUGUUCAGAACGAGGCCAUUGCCGGCAAGGAUAACUUUUGA
Messenger RNA from Parascedosporium putredinis, 963 nucleotides. Lineage: Eukaryota; Fungi; Ascomycota; Sordariomycetes; Microascales; Microascaceae. The record is from the annotation of a GenBank genome assembly.